AUGGCGCCCACGUCCAGCGAGCUCGCCAAGCGCUACUAUUGUAAUGGCUAUGGCUACUGCUACAACAGCAGGUGGUACGACUGGGGCCGAUGGGUUGUGGUCGGAGCCAUCAUUUUCUUCUGCCUUCUCAUCCUCUUGUCCUGCACCUGCGUUGCCCGUCGCCGCCGCCGUCGUGGCGCACAGCCCAUGUAUGGCACCGGAUGGAUGGCGCCCGCCGGCAAGUACGGCCAGAACGGCCACGAGAUGAACAACUACCAGACGGGCUACAACCAGCAGGGCUAUGACCAGCAGCAGUACCAGCAAGGCUGGAACCAGCAGGCCGGCUACGCCAACCCCCCUCCUGCCUACGGCCAGCAGCACCCCCAGUACACGGGCACCACCUUCAACCCCAAUGACGGCUACUACGGCCAGCAGCAGGGCCAGCAGUACGGCGUUCAACAGCCCGCCCACACGUACCAGCGCGAAGGCAACUUCUCCCCGCCCCCGGGACCGCCUCCCGGCAAGUAA
This is a messenger RNA of Purpureocillium lilacinum, 507 nucleotides long. RefSeq lists its product as uncharacterized. Gene Ontology annotation, biological process: vesicle-mediated transport. Lineage: Eukaryota; Fungi; Ascomycota; Sordariomycetes; Hypocreales; Ophiocordycipitaceae. The record is from RefSeq and is a predicted model, not a curated record. Gene Ontology annotation, cellular component: intracellular membrane-bounded organelle.